AUCGAUAUAAACAACGUUACUAUCCCACAUUCCACACUAAGCGUUGCAAUGCACGGUCGAAAAAAUGGAACAUCUAUGCGAAUUACGUCGAAAUUCACCACAUCCAGCAGAAAAUCGGUUAUACAGGGAACCAAAAACUUCGUUUGGGAGCGUGAAGAUCUCUCCUCCAACCUGCCCUAUAUCGACCACAGGUACGACAUUCCGUUUAACCGUCCACCGAAUGAGGUCAACUUCCUGGGUGGACUUGGCAGUAAGAAGCCUCACUUUCGAUCCAAGGUGCACCCUCAAAGAGUGUCCACCGUGCAGAAGCUAAUGCGUAUGCGAACUUCGAACCGAGUACUGGAAACCCUCACAGAAGACCUACGGAAGGUGAACAUGUGUCGGCAUGGUAACGAGGCACGGGUGCAGGAUCGCAAUAUUGGGGCAUUCAUCAGGAAAACAAUAGACGAACUUCAGCUGGCAGGAAAUGUCGAAAAAUCGACUCCUUCGGAGCAAUCGGAAGUGCAGUUCAAGGCUAGCUCUCGCAAAAACUUAUCCGAUGAUGAUUAUAAGGAAAUGAUAAAAAAGUUGGACAAAAUGUUGCUGGAAGAGCAUUGUCCCAGUGCUAGUCAGGGCACUGCAUUUCGCGAUUGGGCUACAAGAGAAAGGUACAACUUUAAAAACAAAAGUAAUAUCGCUAUAAUUAAGCGUGAAAAAGAAACUUUGGAGUCUGAACUAGGAUCUUCGGUGGAUACUAAACCACACGACUAUAUUACCAAUGAAGGCAGAAGGGUUACUAAACUGCGCAAAACAUCGAAGAUACCCCACAUAGAAGGACACAUGUAUGGACCAUUUACUAAACUUCCCCGAUUAGAUCCGUUGUUGGAAAGCGAAACCAAGUUUGGAAUCCCCUUGAGUUUGCUCGUUCGUUCCUAUCGGGAAAUGGAUUCGGCCAAAGAAAGUGAGCGAAAUCUCAUCAAUACUAGACUGGCGCACAUGAGAAUACCGCUUUGCCCGAAGAGCAGCGACGAAUCGUCCGACGACGACGAUAAAAUGGAGGAGGUGAAAAUUCUAUCCUUCCUUCGCACUCCAUACUUUCGUAUUCCAACCAUUCGCACGCAGCGAAAGCGCCGUAAAGAUCGCCUUCGAAGUCGCUGGUUGAAAAAAGAUCGUCUCAAACGAAUUACUAUGUUGUUGUACGACCGCACAGGGGAAAAUAUGAAAACGAAGAAACAAAACAUUCGACAAAAGUCGGAUGUGAAAUCAGUUGGAGGAUGCUCGACAGAGGAAAAAAACACAACCGCUUCGAAAAAUGCUUCCGAAGCAAAGGCACAUACAUCGGAGAAGCGUAAACGCUAUUACGAAUUAAUAGCAGAGAAGGCUCUAGAAUACCGCCAAUUAUACGAUGAGAGUCUACAACAGCGGAUGACCAACUUUCAGGAUUUUAAAACUCUCGAACCAACUCAAACCACAAGCGAUGUCCGCUCGCAGAUUCGGCUUCCGAAGCUGGACAGUCCGGAAGAGCCCCAUCAAACACCGGAAAAGGCAGAACUGCGCUUUCCUUCCAAUCGUUUUAAAAGCUUAGUCAGAAGCGAUGGUUUACUCGGGUCGUUUUAUAUUGAUCCGGAAUUUCAGGAUAAGGCGAAAAAUUUGAAAAAAUACAAAACACACUCCAAGUACUACACAAGUCUGAUGCGCAGCCGCACUAACGUGCGCGAUCGGUUGCAGGUCAACGCACCAGAUUUUGACGAAGAGCAACUCGGAUACAAAACGAAAUACUUCAACCGUCUCGCUACUGAGUGGGACAACUACUACAUACACGAGCUCCGCUACCGGCCUCGAAUCAGAAAGUUUUGCCCAAAAACAGAUAUCCUCAACAUACGCGAUCAGCGUCGUAAAACCUUUUUGCGUUACUACAUUGCGGAAAGUUUAUUAAAGAUCCGCGAGAGAAAUCGGCUGGAGCGAAAAUUCGCCAAAUGGAUUCGUGGUUUUUGUAAGCAAACGAAACCACUCUUCAAAAAAUGGAAGGAUGACGCUUACAACAAAGUUUUGGAGAUGUCCGACCGUGAGAAGGCAGCUCAGCAGGAAACUCGACGGUUACAAAAUAUUUUACAGGACAGACAGAACCAGUCAGCAGCGUUGACGGAACAGAUUCUACUGCUUGAGGAACGGUGGACGAAGAUUAUGCAGAUGCGGAACUAUUAUUACCUUCUAAUGGACCCACUGUGGAGACUGCAAAACGAUCAUCUUCAUCGUUCUGCGGACGGAUCGCUCUGCUCUGUAUCUGAAAGUGUACGUAAAUGUAAAACGCUCUUCAUUCGUACGGAAGGACCCAACAUUGGCACAGAAAUUUCUGCCUUCUACACUGAGAAAAUCUUCCCGGAACUGAGAGAACAACCGAACUGUACGCCGGAGGUGGAACUAUUCAUGAACGGUCUAAACAACAUAAACCAUCGUACUAUUGAUCUGAUCCAAAAAUUCAACAACAAUUUAAUGGUUUUCACUCGAAUAGACUACCACUACAAGGUAGUUCUAGAUGAGUUUCCCAGAUAUUUUAGCAAUCAUAACUACAUGUUGGAUAUGUACAAAAAGAAGUUAGAGACCGUGGAGCGAAAAAAUGAGGGCUUGAAAGCUCAAAUGAAUUACCUGCUGGGGGAACCGCUGAGAAAAUGCGUUGGAAACAAAACCAUGCGAGUGGCGUCAUCCAUUAUUAGUCAACUGUACGACUUCAUUCGAAAAUCUCAAAACCUCGGCAAAGAAAUAGUUGAAGUAAGCAGUAUGGAAAAAUUAUCCAUAAUUCACCAAUUUUUUGUGGAUCAGCUAGCUAAUCUGGAUCAACUGCCAUUGGAUAUACUAAAGGCGUCGGAGCUAGAAGCUCGCAAAAAUCGGAAGCUUGCCCUGCGCCAAGCAAAUGAUGCCUACAAGCGGAAAGAAGUGUUCGAUUUGCUGAAAAAGCAGCUUCGAUUGCAUGUGAAAAAGUAGUGUAAUGAAGGAUUGAAAAGAUUUUUAUUAUCCACAAACGAUUUAGCUAUUUUUUUGUUAUACAAAGCUUUAUUUUAUUAGGUGGAAUGAACAAUUUAAUUACGUGAGCUCAAAGCAGGAUCAUGAACAGAUUAUGUCAGAUAAUGUACCAACCUGACUUAGAGUUAAAGACAUAAUCGCGUCCUAUUCCUCAUUGAAUAUACACAAAAGUUAGAGCAAGGUUUAAUAUGUUUUCACAUAGAAAAAAUAUGCGUGAAGCAUAAUAUAAAGAUUAUCCCAGGAAUACAUUGUUAUAGUUUCAAGCAUAUUAAACAGCUUUCAAAAUCUUUCACCACUAUAAGUACAAACACUCAAGACGCCGCUACUAUUUGUCAAUAAUUUGUUAUUUAAAUAAUUUUUACGAAUCAAAUCAUAAAAAAUAGUAGGAAUAAUAUUUCAUAGCUAAGCUAGGACACCUUCUAAAUCCAGGUUUCAUGCAAUUCUAUGCGAAAUGAUGACUUUAUUUUAUUUAUUUACACAAAACUUUACGCCGUUGCUUGGUUUAAUAGAAACGUCAUUCUAUGCCUCAAAUUAUUGAAUUCAUCCAAGAUCAUGAUUGAUAACAAAUGAAACAUAAAAUCUAGGGGAAAUCUUAGAGUAAAAAUUUGUCUAUUUCAAGAUGGAUAUUGAAGGUGAAACUAUUGAAUCGCUUUUCCAAACCCAUUUAUUGUUAUUAUUUCUGUCGAAGUCCUCUCCAAAAAAGUUGAAGAGGUUGUUUAUAAGACACGACCGCAGAGUUAAUGUAGAAUACGACCUGUCUAAAGUGUAUUUCUUGCAAAAGAUUUGGGAAUACACUCAAUGGGGAUAAUCAAUUUAAUGGUCCUCGUGUAGCUACACUGCGAAAAUGAAUUCCACCAGAGUAAAUUCGACCGGCACGAGCAACGCAGUCUAUUUUUUUUUUCUCCCAAUCUUUUUUCCUCUUCUGCCAUGCUCAAGAAACCAACUGUGAAUCGCACCGCAGAUCUCUGCUCCAGAUGACGUUUACCACUACAGACGGCACCGGUAACGACAAUGAUCAACAGCAGAAGCUAUGUGCAGCUAUGCAGUUUCACUUGCUGUCGUAUCCAAAACAAGAAUAAAAUUAAAUGUGGUGAAUGUGUUGAAUCUUUUGUAUCAAGUUGCACUGAGAUAGCUUAAUUUAGGCAGAGGGUCAAUAAUGCAUUCCCGGUUAACUGUAGAUAAUUUUACAACUGAUUGCUGCAAAUAGUAGGACUUGAGCGAAAAAUUAUGUG
This is a messenger RNA of Wyeomyia smithii (pitcher-plant mosquito), 4232 nucleotides long. RefSeq lists its product as uncharacterized. The coding region runs from base 49 to 2961 and encodes 970 amino acids. The record is from RefSeq and is a predicted model, not a curated record. NCBI's taxonomy places the organism in Eukaryota, Metazoa, Arthropoda, Insecta, Diptera, Culicidae. The transcript is spliced from 7 exons.